UAUGCUGGAGAGCACAGAGCAGUUGUGAAACCCCUCCUCCUUCUUUGUUCCUCCUCGUCAACUCUCUCUCCGCCAUGACCAGCUCCUCCGCCUCCUCCCGCAAGAUUCUGAGUAAGAUUGCAUGCAAUCGCCUCCAGAAGGAGCUCCUGGAGUGGCAGGUCAAUCCUCCCGUCGGUUUCAAACACAAAGUCACUGACAAUCUCCAGAGGUGGGUGAUCGAAGUGACUGGAGCUCCGGGGACUCUUUAUUCGAAUGAGACCUAUCAGCUUCAGGUUGAUUUCCCUGAGCAUUACCCAAUGGAAGCACCGCAGGUUAUCUUUGUGCCUCCAGCUCCGAUGCAUCCUCAUAUUUAUAGCAAUGGCCAUAUUUGUUUAGAUAUUUUGUACGAUUCUUGGUCACCAGCCAUGACUGUGAGUUCUGUAUGUAUUAGCAUCCUCUCUAUGCUAUCAAGCUCGCCUGCGAAGCAACGCCCAGAAGAUAAUGACAGGUAUGUAAAGAAUUGUAGAAAUGGAAGAUCUCCCAAAGAGACGAGAUGGUGGUUCCAUGAUGAUAAGGUGUAAAAUAGCCAUGCAGUCUGUUCCAUCAUUAGCGGUACAAGAAAUUAGAGUAAUUGGGUUUCAUGUUCAGAGGACAAUGAAGGCAAAAAAGAAAGCAGCAUUACAAAAAAAAAAUGAAUUUCUGGAUUUGUCCCUAAUUGCUCAAUAACUCUCUUAUAAGUUCUAUGGCUGGUACUUGUAAAGCAAAGGGAACAAGUUCUGUUUCUACCAAUUUGUAAGGAACAAAUGAGGUCAGAAAAUGUUGGUGUGAGUUCAUAAUUCAAGUCCUUUCUCUCA
This is a messenger RNA of Argentina anserina (silverweed cinquefoil), 833 nucleotides long. Its product is annotated as probable ubiquitin-conjugating enzyme E2 18. The transcript has 6 exons. Bases 75 to 560 code for a protein of 161 amino acids. Lineage: Eukaryota; Viridiplantae; Streptophyta; Magnoliopsida; Rosales; Rosaceae. The record is from RefSeq and is a predicted model, not a curated record.